Messenger RNA from Pogona vitticeps (central bearded dragon), 4393 nucleotides. The record is from RefSeq and is a predicted model, not a curated record. NCBI's taxonomy places the organism in Eukaryota, Metazoa, Chordata, Lepidosauria, Squamata, Agamidae.
AACACACGAGACUGGAAUGACGUGUCUUGUGUUCUCUCUGGGGGACGAUGUUUCUGUAUUCUUCAUCAUCCCAGCAGUGACUCCUGACGUCAGUAGCUGGUCAUCUAAUAGGCUUUGCAGAGCUGGAAUGGCAAGCUGGGCAGAGCUGUGAUCCAGUAUCCUGCAAAGUGCGUCUUCCCUCAAAAUAAAGUGAAAAUUUAGGGGUGCAACGGAGCCCCACCGCCUUGCCUGUGUCAGCGAAGCAGAAGACGGAGCGCCUGUGCUUGCCAGAUGUCAUCCCGAAAAGGGUCGGUCACCAGCCAAGGAAAUGGGCCUUCGAGUAACGUCAGAGAGAGGGAAGACGUGGAGCUGGCGGAGCUGGGACCCCUCUUAGAGGAGAAAGGGGAACAACCCUCUACCAGCUCAGCAAGCGUUCAAGACCAGCCAUCCCCAGCCAUGCCCAGCACGGAAGAAGAGGAGGAGGAAGUGAGAGUAUUGACGCUCCCUUUGCAGGCACAUCAUGCAAUGGAGAAAAUGGAAGAAUUUGUGUAUAAGGUUUGGGAAGGCCGCUGGAGAGUCAUCCCUUAUGAUGUGCUGCCCGACUGGCUGAAAGAUAAUGACUACCUGCUGCACGGCCAUCGUCCUCCCAUGCCCUCUUUCAGAGCCUGCUUCAAGAGCAUUUUCCGCAUACACACAGAGACAGGCAACAUCUGGACGCAUUUACUUGGUUUUGUAUUAUUUCUUUGCCUGGGGAUCCUGACCAUGCUCAGGCCGAAUAUGUACUUCAUGGCCCCUCUUCAGGAAAAAGUCGUGUUUGGGAUGUUUUUCCUGGGAGCUGUCCUGUGUCUUAGCUUUUCCUGGCUUUUCCAUACCGUCUACUGUCAUUCGGAAAAGGUUUCUCGGACAUUUUCCAAGUUAGAUUACUCUGGAAUUGCGCUGCUGAUCAUGGGGAGCUUUGUCCCAUGGCUGUACUACUCCUUUUACUGUUCACCACAGCCUCGCCUUAUCUACCUCUCCAUUGUAUGUGUGCUGGGUAUCUCAGCAAUCAUUGUGGCUCAGUGGGACCGAUUUGCGACACCGAAGCACAGGCAAACCAGAGCAGGGGUGUUUCUCGGACUGGGGCUGAGUGGCGUCGUGCCCACCAUGCAUUUCACCAUAGCGGAAGGGUUUGUCAAAGCCACCACCGUUGGCCAGAUGGGCUGGUUUUUCCUCAUGGCGGUCAUGUACAUCACGGGAGCCGGGUUGUAUGCUGCCCGCAUCCCGGAGCGCUUCUUUCCUGGCAAGUUUGACAUCUGGUUCCAGUCGCACCAGAUCUUCCACGUGCUGGUGGUGGCGGCCGCCUUCGUUCACUUCUACGGAGUCUCCAAUUUGCAGGAAUUCCGCUACGGACUGGAAGGAGGGUGUACGGAUGACUCGCUUCUCUGAGAACUGCAGAAGACUUUAGUACAAAGCUUCCCAAGUGCUUUUUAGAGUGACUUCUUUGCUAAAAUCAGAAGACGACUGAACAUUUUUAAGGAAACAAAAAUAGUACAAGAAACGUAGAAGAGUCUGGCCACAAUCCAUUUCUGGCUCCUCUUCUCUCAGGAGAACUGGGCUGGGUUGGGUGCGGGGGGGGGGGCAGGGGGGUUGCCAACGGUGUCCACCAGGCAGAAGUGCCUCUAGCCAGCAGACUUUUCUCUCUCUUCUUUUGGCAAAAAGAAUGGGACUUUUUAGGAAUUAUAUUGGAAUUUUCUGGGUGCUGGAGCAAUUUUGGCACUUAUUCAAAAUAUAAUGGGGGCCUGUUCCCUGCUCUUUGAUGCUGCAGACAUCCCCCCCGUCCACCUGCCUACACCCGAGGGGACGUCCCACCUGUGUGUGUGACCCAUCCGUUGGCCCAUAUUUCCUUCAUAUCCGUAGGAGGCGAGUCGGUUCCGAUAAGGCGAUGGCAACUCAGAACCGAGGAUGCCGAGGGUCGUGUCACUGAAGUUUUUGUCUUUCGACAAAGUAAUGUCUGCCUAACGUGAGAGUAUUUAAUAUUUAAUAUUAAGCUUUAAAACAGAAAGGGGUUGUCCUGCCAAUGUCUUGUGACCCGGAGAGCUGUGUAUGGUGUUGCUGGUGGGGGGGGGUGCGCUAUGUAGAUGAUUGUAGUAGCUUUUAUGUCAAGGCGACUGAAAUAAAAAGGUCCGACGCUGUUAAUGCUGGAUAGUUCAGGGGUUGAGCCGAGAGGGGAUACCGUACUCCCCUUGGCAAGGGUCCUUUGGAGUUCCUCCCUGGUCAGUGCCGCCUGCAGCUUCCUUAGGCGCAGGAUGUGAGCUUCUCUUUGCGCGGAGAAAUGCAAUCCUGCAAAUGUCAGUGUUCUCUGCGGCUCCUGUUCAGCCAGAGAAACGUCCACGUUUUUCGGAAGCUUCCCUGCUGGCUCCACAACUGGAGCUCCGCGGUUGAAGCUCCCCGGUUGAAGCAGCAGCUGCUACUGCCAGACACAAAGGCUGCUGGAAGGUUGGGGAGAAGGACCGGGUCCCACUGCAUAGAACAUAAGAACCUCAGAAGAAGAGCCCUGUGCUGGAUCAGGCCCAGGGCCCCUUGAGUCCAGCUUCCUGUCUCGCGGUGGCCCCACCAGAUGCCUCUGGGAUCCCACGGUGCCGGAGGCCUGGCUCUCAGCAGGGCGAGAACAUGCGUGUGAGUAAGAGUCAGUCCCCUCCCUCUGCUGCUAGGGCUUCCAGAGUAAAGGGGUUCAUCCUGGCCCGCUUGACUUCUCCCUUACUCGUCCUGGUUUUGCGGAUGAAGAACUCUGAAGGGGUGGAACCCUCUCCCUGUCGCCCUUCCCCAGCCCAGGAAAACAGGUACACCCUCCGGCCCUUCCGUGAGCUGAUGUGCCUCUUGUGGGCAUUAACACUCUGUUGCUGCCGUUAGGAAGACCUCGUCCUUCCUGCCGUUCUUUUUCCCUGCUAACUUCCCCAUGCUUGCGACAGGCCGCCUGGCAGGCCAGCAACGACGGGCAGGGCUUUCCCUCCACCGUCCACUGAGAGCAGAGCGCUGUACGUGGCUUUGUAAGGUCCUGCUUGUGAAAACGAGGCUUUUCCUGCUCUUGGGAAGCACAGGCGGUUGGGGAGCGGGUCCACACUUGCUUGUCUCAGCUUCUGUGCCAUGUCUUGGCUUAAGAAUGAGGUCGGCCUGUUCCACGCUCUAGCAGACUCUUGAGGAUGAUGGGAGCUGCAGUCCGGUCCAGCUGGAGCAUGCCAGGCUGGCCGAGACUUGCCUCAGGGAUCUUACCCCAUUCUUGCUAAAGUCCGUACCCUCUCUUCUCUCGGGCAAUGGGCAGGAGCCGAUACCACUGAGUCAGUGCUUGCCUUUUUAGCUAGUUGUUGCCAGAGAGGUUUAAACGUGCUUGGCUGGAAGGUUGUUCUUGCAGGCGGCAGCGGCUACUACGCACCUUUCCCCCUUCUCAGUCAUUCGUCAUGGGAACGACCGAGGACUUCCUGCCAGGCUUCGCAACGGGGAUCAUUCGAGACCUGCUUUUCAGGGGCGCCUUGGCCUGUGCGUUUGUUUCCCUGCUGAACCCAAGAGCUCAACGUGGGUUGCACUAGACCGAACCUGUUUUCUGUCCCGCCUUGAACCUGCUGUUCUUCUCUGAAAUGACAGUCUUGUGGCACCUCUAAGACCAACAAGGUGUUUUUUUGGCAGAAGCCCUUGUGGACUGUAGACCGCCCCCUUGGGUGUCGUCCAAAUCUCAUGUCAGAUAAAAUGCUGACCUUGUUCGAGGAUUUCAAGCCAUGGUCUUAUCGGAUUCACACCUCUUAAAAGUCGGAUGCACCCCCUCUAUCUAUCUGCUUCGGGGUGUCUCAAGUGCAGUCCACGAUAUAUUGAUGACCGGUACUCCCAUCAGCCAUCACCAACACAACCCGCGGUAGAAGAAGAGCAGAGGCUGCAAUCCAGCAGCAUACGGAGGGCUGAAUUUUGCCCCCCUGUAGCCUGGCGUGAAGUAGAAAUUUGCUGAUCCUCUCCCAUCCAUAAGAACAAAUGUUUCUCUGGUCCUCUCGAUCUGUCGCCACUUGUCAGCUUUGCUGUCUGGGUUGCUCUCUGGAGGGGAUUGGUUUGUCCGCACCUUCCACAUAAUCGAUGGCCCGUCUCUCUCUCUCUCUCUCUUUCAAAGCGAAGGGAUGGAUUGCAAAGAUUCUUUUUGCAGAUUUGAGCUUGACAUGGUUUUCGAACACAUCAGGGAUUAAGGAUGUGUUUUACAUGAUAACGCCUGUUGCUUAUUUCUACGCAGCUAUGGUUUUAGAAGAUCAAUAUUUCUUUCCCAUGCUUUGCUCCAGAAGGAAACACUGUCUUUUUUAAACAAUAACUCUCUAAGUUUUUGAUCUGCUAUAGAUCCCAGCCAGCCCAAGAAAAUGGAGCUAAAUGAGCUGAUGUGAUCUACCUCAAAUCUACCAACACA